AGUUUUAAAAACAAAAAGAGCAGUCCAGGUGUGGCUUCUUUGAAAUACGGCAUCGCAGUCUGCAGCAUCAGGUUCAGCAGAAGGAAGAGCAGAAGCAAGACUGCCAUUAUGAAAGGUGUUCAAUUGCUUGUUUUGCUCAUCGCAGCAUCCGCAAUCUGCCCGUUAUUUGGCGCUGAAGAAAAUAACAAAAUUACCGAUGUACUCAAGGAAUUGAAAGACAUUGUGGAUAAUUACCAAGAACCUGAGUCAAAAAGAGUCGAUUCAACAAAGACAUCGGGUGAUAUCAAGAAAGCCCUGGACGAUGAACUUGAAUUUGAAGCUGAUGUGCAAGAGCUCGAAGAUAAGAACGAUCAGCCUGCUUGCACAAACACCAAUGAAAAGAAAUGUCUGGAUAACUUGAUAUCGUGCACCACGCCAGCGAUUAGAAAGUUUUGUCCCAGAACAUGUCUCGUCUGUUGUGCUGAUUUCAGUGAGAGCUUUUGCAAGAAAAGAAAAAGAGCUUGCCAUGUCAAGUUUGCCAAGGAGAGGAUGAGACAUUAUUGUCCUAAAACAUGCGAAUAUUGUGGAAAAGCACCUGCUCCUCCGCCGUGUCUGUCAACACAGUUCGGUUGCUGCUGGGAUAAAUCAACUCCUGCAUCUGCUCCUAUUGGAAGUGGAAGAGAAAAUUGCCCACCAUGUAAAGAUAAACAGAGCGAAUCAUUUUGCAAUAUGUUCAAAGGGGACUGCACUGACUAUCACCCAGAACGUAUCAAAGGCAGGCAAAUACGGUCGUUCUGCCCGAAAACCUGUCGAAUGUGUGGAAAACACCCGCAAUGCGUUGAUCACCCUAAACAGCAAUACAACUGUCCGCAGUUCAAGGCCGAUGGUCUUUGCAAAGCCAACGAGAAACACAUGAGGCUCUGGUGCCCUAAAACUUGUGGAUUCUGCAAACCAUGCAAUGAUAAUCCAGCAGUGAAUUGUGCUUACCUGAACAAGCGCAGAGCAUGCACCUUGGAGCGAGUGCGGGUUCUAUGUCCUUACACAUGUGAUGCAUGUGGGUGAGAGCAAACGAAUAACAUAAAUAAUGCAAUUGCAAUUGGAUUUCAAAAUCAAGAUAUCAUCAACUCUAGCCAAAGGUGAAGGUAGACGGACCCUCUUAAUUUCUUUUAAUUAAAUAACUUUCAUCAAA
Messenger RNA from Rhopilema esculentum, 1168 nucleotides. RefSeq lists its product as uncharacterized. NCBI's taxonomy places the organism in Eukaryota, Metazoa, Cnidaria, Scyphozoa, Rhizostomeae, Rhizostomatidae. The record is from RefSeq and is a predicted model, not a curated record.